Brassica rapa (field mustard) is the source of this 7833-nucleotide messenger RNA. Its product is annotated as putative G-type lectin S-receptor-like serine/threonine-protein kinase At1g61610. Lineage: Eukaryota; Viridiplantae; Streptophyta; Magnoliopsida; Brassicales; Brassicaceae. Gene Ontology annotation, cellular component: plasma membrane. Gene Ontology annotation, molecular function: ATP binding; protein serine/threonine kinase activity. The record is from RefSeq and is a predicted model, not a curated record. Gene Ontology annotation, biological process: protein phosphorylation; recognition of pollen.
AUGGCAAAGUUUAAAAGAAACCUUACUUCGGUCACCACCCUUUUGAUUUUGCUUCAACUAUGCAGCAUCGUAUCUUGCAUCAGAAGCACCUUAAUCACUAGAAACAACACGAUACGAGAUGGAGACACACUGAUCAGCGAGGAAGAAGUUUUCGAGCUCGGAUUCUUCAGCCCGAAAGAUUCAACCUUAAGGUAUGUCGGAAUCUGGUACAAGAACAUCCAACCUCAAACAAUUGUCUGGGUAGCAAACCGAGAGAGGCCAUUGUCUGAUCAGAACGGAGCUAUAAAGCUUGCAGAUGACGGGAACUUGGUGGUCGUCGACGGAAAAAACAACACCGUUUGGUCCACAAACGUGCCGCCCAAGUUGAACAAUACCGUUGCUGUUCUAUUGAAAACAGGGGAUCUGGUUCUGUCUUCAGAUUCAGACAGGGACACUAGGUUUUGGGAGAGCUUUAACAACCCAACUGAUACUUUCUUGCCAGGUAUGCGGGUUAGGGUGAACCUAUCUAGCGGAGAGAAUCAAGCUUUUAUCCCGUGGAGAUCCGAAACUGAUCCUUCACAAGGAAAGUAUUCAAUGGGGAUUGAUCCCUUUGGGGCAAUAGAGAUUGUGAUUUGGGAAGGGGAAACAAGGAAAUGGCGAAGCGGACCGUGGAACUCAGCGAUCUUUACCGGUGUACCAGAUAUGUUUCAUUUCACCAAUUAUAUUCAUGGUUUUAAGCUCUCUUCUCCUCCUGAUCCAGAUGGUAGCGUGUUCCUCACGUAUGUUCCAUCGAAUAAGGACGACUUAUCAAGGUUCCGGAUCAGAUUUGAUGGCAUCGUACAGCAGUUAAGAUGGAAUAGGGAUGCCAGGAACUGGACUUCACUUCAAGUGAAACCGAGCAAGGAAUGCGAGAAGUAUAAUCGUUGCGGUAAUUACAGCGUAUGCAAUGAUAGUAAAGACUUUGAUUCUAGUAAAUGUAGUUGCAUUUAUGGGUUUGAGCCGGCAUAUCAAAAUCAAUGGAACAAUAGAAAUUUCUCUGGUGGCUGCAUAAGAAGAGUGCCAUUGAACUGUAGCGAUAAAGUUGAUGGGUUUAGGGUACUUAAGGGUAUGAAGGUGCCUGAUUUUGGAUCAGUUGUUUCACUUAACCAGUCAGGGACUUGUAAGGACGUAUGCAUGAGGGAUUGCUCGUGUAUGGCUUAUGAGGUCGUACCAGGGAUCGGAUGCAUGAUUUGGACUCGAGAUUUGAUCGAUAUGGAGCAUUUUGAGCACGGUGGAAACUCUAUCAACAUCCGGCUAGCUGCAUCCGAAAUAGGAGGCACGAAGGAAAUAUCGAAAUUUUGGAUCAUUAUUUUUAGUACUAUAGGUGCAUUGAUGUUCGGGUUAUGCUGCUUAUGCAUUUGGAUCUUAUGGAGGUUCAGGAAAAGAGUUAAAGAUUUCUUGUGGAAGAACAGAGACUCCUCAGUUAAGCCCUCAAGGUCGCGGUUCCAAGUUCUAGUGGGGGAUCAAGUUGACACACCCGAUUUCCCAACUUUCAGUUUCAACAGCGUAGCUUCUGCAACAGGUGAUUUCUCUGAAGAAAACAAGCUUGGAAAAGGUGGAUUUGGUACUGUAUAUAAGGGGAACUUUCCAGGAGGAAGAGAGAUCGCAGUGAAGAGGCUAUCAGGAAAAUCUAAGCAAGGACUAGAGGAAUUCAGGAACGAGAUCUCACUAAUUGCAAAACUCCAGCAUCGGAAUCUCGUUAGAUUACUAGGAUGUUGCAUUGAAAACGAUGAGAAAAUACUUCUCUAUGAAUACAUGCCAAAUAAUAGCUUGGACCAUUUCCUUUUUGAUGAGACUAAACAACGAAAUUUAGAGUGGAGAAAACGAUGGGAUAUCAUUGGAGGAAUUGCAAGAGGACUGCUUUACUUGCAUAGAGAUUCAAGACUUAAGAUAAUUCACCGUGACCUAAAAGCCAGCAAUAUCUUGCUCGACAAGGAAAUUAAUCCUAAGAUCUCGGAUUUCGGUAUGGCUAGGAUUUUCAACUACCGACAAGAUCAGGCCAACACGAUCCGAGUUGUCGGCACAUAUGGUUAUAUGGCUCCAGAGUAUGCAAUGGAAGGAAGUUUCUCAGAAAAAUCUGAUGUGUAUAGCUUUGGAGUGUUGAUAAUGGAGAUUGUUAGUGGAAGAAAGAACAUUAGUUUUCGAGGAUCUGAACAUGGAAGCCUCAUCGGUUAUGCGUGGCAUUUAUGGAGCCAAGGAAAUACCAAAGAGCUAAUAGAUCCAACGAUGAUGGCCAAUCCAGACGUAAACGAAGCGAUAAGAUGCAUCCAUGUAGGGAUGUUGUGUACACAAGACUCGGUGAUUUACAGACCAAACAUGGGUUCAGUUUUGUUGAUGUUGGAGAGUCAAACCAGUCACCUUCCACGACCAAGACAGCCCACCUUCCACUCUUUCUUGAACUUCGGCGAGAUCGUGGAAGGUCAGAAUGUGGCCACGGUCAACGAUAUUACUUUGACCACUGUUGUUGGAAGAUAACUAAUUUGACAAUAAAUUGUUCUCCCCCCCUCGCUCUUUGAUUUUUUCAUUUUUCUCAAGGGAAGUCUCUUAGUUUUCAACUUUUUGUGCAUAGUUAAUAUUUUGGCUUGUUUAACAUUUUAUAAUACGUACAUACUUGAAUCUAAACGUUGUCAAGGAAAAAAAUAAAAUCGGAUUUGUACUCUAGUUUUUAUUUUGGGUCAGCAAAACAUAAUUUGAGAUUUGUGAAAGCCAAAGAAUCGACCUUGGAACAUGUGGGAGAUGUCACUUCAUGAUUCAGGCUUCAUUUUUCAUUUUCAAUGCUUCAUGCUUCAUGCUUCAUGCUUUUAUCAAUCUUAAAUUCUAAAUGAGUAUGUAAAGAUUAUUUUAUUUUCGUAACUAAAAUGCUUUUAUUAAUUUGCAACGUCACAAAUCCGGAAUUAGAAAGGUUUGCAAAAUUUUUUUGGCCAGCUAUAGUACAAAGUUGAAUAUUUACACUUGCACACUUUUUGGCUAAUGAUUUACACAAAAGAGCACUUACAGUCUUUAGCUCAUUUUGGAAAGCAUAAAAAUUGAUUUUUCAUCAAAAUAGAUUUUUCAUCAAAAAUAGAUUUUCAUCAAAAUAGUUUACAAGGAGGAAAACUACUAAAAAAAGUUUCAUUAAAGAGGUAAAAGCCUCAUUUAUUCUUAAUUUAUAGAUAUUUAAAUAUGCAUAAUUAUUUAAAUAAAUAAUAAAAAAUAUUUUAUUAUUAUUUUUGAAUAAUACAUUUUUGAAUUCAAACUUUUUUUCUUUCAAAUUUCCUUUUUCAAAUAUUUAUUUUUAAAUCCGGAAAUUAUUUUUGAAACUAUUUUAAAAUUUUUAUUUUAAAUCUUUAGUAUUUGUUUUUUUUUAAAGAAAAAUCAUAAACCCCACUUUUCACCAAAAUCUACCCUUUCAAAUCUAAAUCCUAAAUCUAGAUUAAAAACUCCUAAAGAUAUAAAUGUUUAUUUACCUUUUUAAUAAAAUAUUUUGGUCAUUUUAAUCUUGGUAAGACUAUUUGUAAUAAAAACUUUUUAGCGUUAUUUUAGGGAAUUUCUCAAACUAAACAAUCUAACAAAGAUAAGUACGCAUACACACUAUCUCUACACCAUCGUUUUCUACGAUUUCGCUUGUACCAUUUUGAGAUUCACCCACGAUGGAUUCACGGGCGAACAUCGCAAAUAAUAAAAUUUAUGUCAAAAUAGGUAGCAACAUCUAUCUAUCUAUAUUAUUAAAAGAGAAAUACUCAUUAAAAAUACCUCUUAGCUUUUAAAGUUAAUUACACUUUCAUGCCACUGAUAAUUAAAUUAAAUUUUCUAUUUUAAUGCUUGUCUUUUUCAGUUAGAUUAAUGUUUUCUCCUUAAAUAAAUUUGAGUUAAAUAUAAUUAAAUCAACUUUAAAAUACAUUUGUAUUAACAAACUAUAGAAACAAAUAUUAACAAAAACAAUUUAAAAGUUAGUUUCCACGUUUUUGGUCUUAUAAUACAUAUACAUUACCAUAUAUAAAUCUAUAUUAUAAAAGAGAAGUACUCAUUAAAAUACCUCUUAGCUUUUAAAGUUAAUUAUACUUCCAUGCCAUUGAGAAUUAAAUUGAAUUCCAUAUUUUAAUGCUUGUUUUUUCAGUUAGAUUAAUGUGUUUCCUUAAAUAAAUUUGAGUUAAAUAUAAUUAAAUCAACUUUAAAAUACAACUAUAUUAACAAACUAUAAAAACAAACAUCCUACCAAAAAAAAAAAACUAUAAAAACAAACAUUAACAAAAACAAUUUAAAAGUUAGCUUCCACGUUUUUGGUCUUAUAAUACGUAUACAUUACCAUAUAUAAAUCUAUAUUAUUAAAAGAGAAGUACUCAUUAAAAAUACCUCUUACCUUUUAAAGUUAAUUACACUUCCAUGCUACUGAGAAUUAAAUUGAAUUCCAUAUUUUAAUGCUUGUCUUUUUCAGUUAGAUUAAUGUGUUUCCUUAAAUAAAUUUGAGUUAAAUGUAAUUAAAUCAACUUUAAAAUACAUCUAUAUUAACAAACUAUAGAAAAAAAUAUUAACAAAAACAAUUUAAAAGUUAGCUUCCACGUUUUUGGUCUUAUAAUAAGUAUAUAUUACUAUAUAUAAACAAAAUUAAUGCUUAUUACUAUAACUUACCAAUAAAAUAUGUUGCAUAUAUAUUAUCGUCAUUUUUUUAAUAAAAAAAAUAUUCCAGCAAUAUCAGCUUCAUAUUUUGAAUAUAAAUUUAACUGUAUUCCCAUGAUUUUAGUUAAAAUAGGCGGGUAAAUUUAUAUCCCGUCCAAUUGAAUUUUUAGAAUAAUUGUAACUCAUUUUUAGUUUAACCCAAACGCAUAAUAUACUAAUAAUACAUUUCAAUCAUACAGUUAAAUAUGAAAGAAAUGUCAAUAUAAAUUUGAUCCAACAUAGUAUAUUAAUAUAUAUAUAUAUACACAUCCAAUCUUUUUAUUUAGUUACAUAACUGCUCCAACACAUUUUAUAUAUAUAUAUAUAACAUGAUACAGUAACAAAAUAUAUAAUAUACAUAAAUCAUGGCAUAAACACCGGUGCGGUCGCUCGGGUCAAGCUCUAGUGAAACCUAUAUCUGGUUUCGAUUUCGUUUUUUUUUUUGCUUCAAGUUUAGUUUAGGGAUUAUAUGAUUGAUUUGUCUUUGUUUUUUUUUUACGACUGGCGACCAACUGAUAACUCAUGUAACUAAUUGGUUUCUUAGCUAACAUUUAUAGCAAAGAUUUAGAUGUUGGAAAAGUAAAUUUAAGUGAAAGCAUAUUUCGCCAAUGGUUGAUGGCUAUAACCCAAAUAAUACCAUCUACUACAUGAUAACCCGCGCACAUGCGCAGAGUGAGUUUUUAUAAUAAUGUAUGUUCAUUAAUUGGUUUUAACAUUUUGCAACACUAUAAUAUUUAUCUUUAUCGAUUGUAAAAUGACGAAUACAAAUGUUGGUAUCUUAAAUAUACUAUCGUUGUUGAAGAGUUAAUCUAUUACAACUCAUUUUAAUUAUUUUUAAGACUUCAUAUGCAUAAAAAUAAAAUAAAUUUUGCGGCUGACACAAAUCAGCAAAACCAAAUAACCAACAUCAAUUGUAUAAUCACAAAAGGGGAUUAGGUUUUCUGCUCUCAGUUUGUUUACUAUUGACUCUCCAUAAGCGAUUUCACUAUGUAAAGUUGUGCUUUCGUUCUCGUCUCUGUUUUAUUGAUAUGAAUUUAGUUUCUUUUUAACUUCUUCUAUGAAUUUGGUGAAUUACAUAAAUGUCAAUUUAAAAAGAUGGACAUCGGUAAAAAUUAGUUCCACACCAUAUACAUAUCGAAGAAUUAAAAUUUUGAAGAAAAUCACAGGCAAAUUCAAGUUAAUGUUCAAAUUUAAUACAUUAAACUGUUAUUAAAUAUAAGUGCAUAUGUCUAGUAUAUAUUCUCCAGUUCGGUCUAAAAAUCAUUUAAUUCUAUAACAACAAAAUAAAUCACUUAUUUUAUUAGCAUAUUCUUUUGAAAUUUAGUUACUUAAAAUAUACAGAUAAAAAUAUAUAUAAUACUUUACCAUUCUAGUAUAUGUAACCCAUGUAUAAACUAAGAACUGUUUGAUUUAUUAAAUGAUAAACUAGAAAACUUAUAAUAAAUAGUUCAAAUAUUUCAUUCUUACAAUUAUAAUAACUAGAUACGGUACUAGGGAGAAACAAAUAUUAGACGAAUGAUCAAACCUCUCAUUCUUUAAACAAACUCAGAAGGAGUGACUGAAAUCUUGUCAUGAUAUUUCAUUAAAAGUUUUUUAGGAAUAAAAAUCAAGACUAAAUUAUUUAAUCUAAAUGAAAUAAUAUAUAUAGUGCUUCCAAUAUUAAAAUUCACUUGAUUUGAAGAAAUGUGUUUUUGAGAUUGUCAUGAUCAAAUAAGAUAUUUGAAACCACCUAUUUAAAAAAUAAUUUAUAUGCAUAAGAGAAUAUACAUUAGAGUAAGCAUAUAAAUCAAAACCUAUUUUUUUUUGUUAAUUUACAAUCACGUUUUUGGUAAAUAAAUCAAAACAAUCAUUUUAUUUACUUUAUAUAGAACAAAUUAAACUUUUGUGAUAUUGACAUAUAUAAAUAGUAUAUUUUAAUAUAAAUAUUUAUUAUUGACACUUUCUACUCAUAUGAUUUUUUAACAUUUGUAUAUUGCUAUAACAUUUAAACCGUUAAUCAAAAAUAUUUAAUGUAUAUUUUCAAUAAAAUUUUCAAAAUUAAAAUAUUAAAAUCUCAAUAAUUUUUUACUGCAAAUUUUGAAAUUUACAUAUUUAUGUAGCAAUAUAUGAAGUCUCAUUUAUAUAGUGUAUAAUUUAUUUCAAAUGAUAUUAAUAUAUAUAUAUAUAAAAUAUGAAUAUUAAUAUAUUUAUAUAUAAUAUGAAUAUUUAUUAAUGAUAUUCAAAUGAUAUUAAUAUAUAUAUAUAUAUAUAUAAUAUGAAUAUCUAUUGAUGAGACUUCAUAUUUAUUCGAUUUAUUAAAGAUGGACAUUUUAUCCGAUACCCAAACCCGUAUCUGAGUCUGAUCCAAAAAUUUGAACCAAAGUAGCAAAAUACCCGAACAGUUAUUGAAUUUGGAGAGAUUGGAUAUCUGAACCCAAACGGAUAAUAUCUAAACCUGAACGGAUAAUAUCUGAACCCGAAUGGAUAUCUGAAGAUAACCAAACAUAAGUAUACUUAGCCCUAUAUUUCUACUUUACUUCUCUCAUUUUAUUCAACAUAUUUAUAUUAAUGAUGCACAUUUCUCAAAAAUAGAUAAUAUACAUAUAGUUAUGGACACAAUCAUUUUUUAUUCACUUAAAAUAUAUAUCAAAGCUCUUGUUUUUUGUAUUAACAAAAAUUGCAAUCUAAAAUUUCAAAACAACAACUAAAUUAAUGUCUUUCUAUUUUUAAAAUUUUAUCUUCAAACCUAUUAAUAUUUUAAUCUUUUAAAAUUAGAAAACCCGUAAAGUUAAAAAUAUAUUUUAAAUAUAGAAAACUUAAACAAUACAUGAUUUAUUUAUUUUUCUUCAAAAUUUAAAUAUCUGAACCCGAACAUAAAAUACCCGAACCCGACCCAAAAUAUAGAAAUACUCGAAUGCUUUCUAUACAUUUAUAAUGAAAUACCUGAAAAUCCUAAAUACCCAAUACGGACCCAAACCGGUAUCCGAACGUCCACCCCUACGAUAUAUGAUCAUUUCUAUCUUGUUUUAACAAACAAAAAUUAAACUAUUGAUCACAAAAUUUUCAAUGUGAGACUUUUACCAUUUUUAGUAAUUUAUAGUCGGUUUUAAAAAUUUCAAAAUAAAAUAUAUAAGUAAAAAUAUUUUUUUUAUUAUAUGCUUAAUGUAAUUGUUUAAUUUCAUUUAAUAAUAUAAAAUUAAA